AUGGCUCUGGAUCCUCACUUCACCGUCUACAGGUAUGACGCGUACACCAAGCACCUGCAGCCCGAGGCCAUCAGCGAUAUCAUGUCCAUCACCCCCCGUGAGAAGCACACCGGGCUUGGGAGUUACGGACUGAGUCCUGCUUGCCGGGCCGUCGUCUGGGCUGUCUUGAGGGGCAUGAAGGACCCCCUUUCGAAAUGGGCGGCAAAAGAGAAUAUCAUCAUCCCUGAUCUUCACAAGCCCUUGUUCCGGCCCGAGGCCUUCCGCCUCGAGCCGGGCAGUGGUCUCUGGCCGAGCCCAGGUCGCGUCGUGGUCCUGAUGCCUCUGAGCACUGGGAGGGCCAGCGUCGAAGUGAUGCCCCGGGGCACAAACUACUGCAUCCCCACCCGUUGGGCGCCCGGCUUGGUGCUCUUUCUGAACGAGACGGGCAUACGGUUCACGGGGAACGGGUGCCUGCGCUUCAUUUACAUUAUGCUCCACAAGUCUCCGUUGCCGCAGAAGACGAAGGAGACGAAGAAGGCGAAGGAGACGAAGAAGACGAAGGAGACGAAGGAGACGAAGAUGAUGAAGAUGAUGAAGAAGUAUCGGUUCCGGUACUACAACGCAUGA
This is a messenger RNA of Fusarium keratoplasticum, 606 nucleotides long. RefSeq lists its product as uncharacterized. The record is from RefSeq and is a predicted model, not a curated record. The transcript has 2 exons. The coding region runs from base 1 to 606 and encodes 201 amino acids. Lineage: Eukaryota; Fungi; Ascomycota; Sordariomycetes; Hypocreales; Nectriaceae.